Messenger RNA from Wasmannia auropunctata (little fire ant), 3035 nucleotides. RefSeq names its product PMS1 protein homolog 1-like. Gene Ontology annotation, biological process: mismatch repair. The record is from RefSeq and is a predicted model, not a curated record. The transcript has 12 exons. Gene Ontology annotation, cellular component: MutLalpha complex. The coding region runs from base 115 to 2406 and encodes 763 amino acids. Gene Ontology annotation, molecular function: mismatched DNA binding; ATP-dependent DNA damage sensor activity; ATP hydrolysis activity. NCBI's taxonomy places the organism in Eukaryota, Metazoa, Arthropoda, Insecta, Hymenoptera, Formicidae.
CGUGAAAAGGGGGCGUGGUUUCGAAGUUUUGAGCACACCAUGUAAUGUUUCCACCAUGCAUUAAAGAAAAGAAGAAGAAGAAUACUUCAUGAUCUCGACUGAUGACAUUUCAAAAUGCCGAUCUCGGCACUGGACGUAAGAACGGUAAAACUAAUUACCACCACGCAAAUAAUAACGUCCGUGUACGCUGUGGUGAAAGAAUUGAUAGAGAAUGCAAUCGACGCCGGUGCGGACAGUAUCGAGAUUAACGUUAUAGACAACGGUACAUCUUUAAUAGAAGUAAAGGACAAUGGUUAUGGCAUAUCUAAGGAAGAUGCGCCAUACAUGGCCUUACCUUCCUAUACGUCUAAAAUAUCAAAUUUUGAAGACUUAGAUGUGUUACAAACAUUUGGAUUCAGAGGAGAGGCGCUUAGUGCAGUGUGUGCAGUAGCAGAAGUUACCAUUGUGACAAAAACAGAGGAGGAUAAUGUUGGAACUUCAUAUACAAUGAAUUAUGAUGGACAAAUUGUAAACUGUGAAUCUUGCCAUAGAAGUACCGGUACUACAGUACAAGUAAGAAAUUUAUUUAAGCAAGUACCUGUGAGAAGACAAAUAAUUACAAAUGUGAAAAAAACAAAUCAAACAAUUAAAUUAGUGGAGACUCUGAUACAAUGCUUUGGGAUAUGUAAACCAAGCAUACGAAUUCAAUUUAGAGUGAAUAAUAAUGUUAUGUUUACAAAACCAAGUCUAAAUAAUAUCAAAGAAGCUGUGAAUCAUGUACUUGGCAGAAGCAUUAUGUCUAACAUGGAAUGGAUUGAGUUUAAGAAUGCAGAGCUUACUCUACAAUUAAUGUUGCCUUCAAAAAAGAUACAGGAUUUAUCAGAAAUUUCUCAUGCCAAUUUACACUAUAUUUUUAUAAACAAUAGGCCUAUUAGGCAUAAAGAUCUUGAAAAGCUAAUAAAUAGUCUGAUAUUAGAACAUUUUGAACAAGAGUCAUAUAAAAAGAAAAUGAUAUUUCUUGUGUGCCUUACUUUGAGUCCAAUGGAUAUUGAUGUUAAUCUAGAACCAAAUAAAGAUACAAUUUUUUUCAAAGAUCAGAGUAAAGUCCUUAAUGCUGUAGAUAAAUGUAUAAGAAAAUUUUAUGGACUUAAGUCUAUGGAGAUUGCUGAACAAAACGUGUCUAACGACACGUCUGUCUGUUAUGAGGAUUAUACAUCUAGUUUGAAUGAAAGUGUUGCUGACAUUGAAGUGCCUGCAUGUAAAAAACGAAAAAUACAUGCUCAGGAGAGAGUUGUUCAAGAAGAUAUCAAAGAGAAGUCAUUAGUUAGUAAUAACAGUAAUGGAUAUAGAAAAUCUCCUCAAAAUGAGGAACAGAAUAAUAAUCAGAAUCAUGAACAGAAACAUUAUGGAAAUGCAUUGACUCUAACAACCCACGUACCACCACCUAAUUUGAGUGAUUCUGAUUCAAAUGAUACUUUUCCUACAAUUUCGAUUAAAAAAAAGGAAUUAGUGUAUAGAAUAUUACAGAUAAAUAUAAAUAUAAAUUACAGAGCAGAAGAAAGAUUAACUUUAAGCCAACUACCUGUAGUAGACCUUGGUGAAGAUUUUGACUUGUUAGAAGAAAUUGGAAAUUGUAAUAUUUCCAUGAACAAGAACGAAAAUAAAGGAAUGGACGUCCAAGAAAAAAAGGAAGUUACAUUGGAGGCAUGGAGUAAGGGACAUGUUACAGGACUUAAGGGUGGUACAGAUAUAAAAUUGGAUAUUGCCAUUGAUAAAUCAAAUGAUAACUUCAAUAAUAAAAAUGAUGAAAUUAUUCUGGAAUCAAAUAGAGCACAUGUGGAUCAUAAAGAUCUUAAAUUUUUAAAAUACGUUAGAUUACAAGUUGCAAAGGAAAAUCCUUCAUUAACAGCAGCCCAAACUGCAAGAAAAAUUACCGACUUCUGGAAGCAACUGUCGUCCGAAGAACGUGGUUAUUACCGUGAUAUUACAAAGAAAGAAGAAAAGGAACAUUGGAGACGUAAUAAAGCCGAGGAAAAAGUCGAUGCGGACGAAGUAGGCUUAGGGAAAAAUAAGAACAGACUGUUACAGCUGUUUGAGAAAAUGAAAAAUACGAGGAACGAGAAGACAGAAAAAUUAAAUAUGAGGACGAUAGUACCUUGGAUCAUCGACAGAGCUAAGAUAAUUACAAGAUCAGGUUUUGACAGUGAGCAUAUAAUAGGCCAAUUGACAUCUAACUUAUGGGUUGCAACAAUUUGCGAACAGAUAUGGAUCGUAGAUAUUGCUGGUCUAAUCGAAGGUUUGAAAGUUACCGAUGUCGUAGAUAAGAUCGAUGCCAAGAGGAUUGAACAUCUUCUCAAGCAGUGGUUAAUGGAACGAGAUGAUAUGUCAGUAAUGCAUUCUAUAUACGAAUUUCCGAAAAAAGUAUAGAUACUCGUAUUAUUAUUGCAAUUGUAAGAUAUUCUUUUAAGUUGUUUUUUAACAUUUUAACGUCACAUUUUAUGUACAAUAUGUUUAAUAAGUAAAAUUUUGAAUUUUAAUUAAGGUAAAAAUAUGUAUUAGGUUGUUUCAUAAGUUCUUGGGAUUUUUUAGAACUUUCUUUAUUUACAAUAAUUAAACGAAACUUCUUACUCCUUCGUCGGACUAGUUGUUAUCGCAUUGGGAUAAGUUGUUAAUAAGAAAUAAGAGUUAACCUUUAACGAAAUAUUUCAUUUUUUAAUAAAAUAAUACAAUUUUAUAAUUUAUUUAUUAAUUUUCUAUUAUCGCACAUUUAUACGCUAAUUUUCUUCUUGCGGUAAAAGACCAAAAUAGAUCGAGGAACAUUUUAAAAAAUAUUUAUGACUUUUUCUUGUUUCUCAUUAAAAACUAACGUUACUUUUUUGAUAAUGAAGUAUGCAGUGUCGAAUAUGUUCUUUUUCGAUCUUCAUUUGGAGUCAAAUUAAAAAUAUAUUUUGUUAACAACUUCUAAUAUCUAUUUCUACUGACGUAGAUUAACUUUAAUCCAGGUUUAACUUACUUUGUAUCUUUUUCUACUUUUAAGAAUUAGAAAAAGAUAAAAA